Cercocebus atys (sooty mangabey) is the source of this 2120-nucleotide messenger RNA. It is a transcript of the gene RTBDN, whose product is annotated as retbindin. The transcript is spliced from 7 exons. NCBI's taxonomy places the organism in Eukaryota, Metazoa, Chordata, Mammalia, Primates, Cercopithecidae. Gene Ontology annotation, molecular function: riboflavin transmembrane transporter activity; signaling receptor activity; riboflavin binding. Gene Ontology annotation, cellular component: external side of plasma membrane. The coding region runs from base 1113 to 2057 and encodes 314 amino acids. The record is from RefSeq and is a predicted model, not a curated record.
AUACAAAACUAGACGGGCAUGGUGGCGUGCGCCUGUAAUCCCAGCUACUAGAGCCUAGCUGCACACAGGGGACCCUCAGGCCCUCAGCAGUGAUGCGACAGUUCCUAAGAGGUUGCAGCAACGUGUGUGGGUGUAUCCAGGCAACGAAGUGGUUAAUCCCACCAGAAGGAAAGCGGUGGGGACAGGACUCCGACAUGGGUCACCAGACCCAGAGCAUGCCUCGGGUUGAGUGGGUGGGUGGGUGAGUGGAAGCAUCCCGCGUUGGGGGCGGUGUCUUGAGCGGGAGUCUAAAGUCCCGCGUGGCGACGAGCCAAUGAGCGUUGACGCCGGCCCGGAGGGCGGGGACACACAGUGCAGACCCCGCCUAUUUCCUCCCUUUUCUCGGAGACCCGACGGCGCGAACCCAGCCUGGCUGCUGCAGCACUUGCUCUAACUUUGCCGCAGCUGCCUCCCUUUUCCCGGAACCCACUCUCCUAACCCACCCCUGGGAGGGGGAGAGAAUGUGGGGAGCACUUCAGAGAGGCCUAAGCUCCAGAGAGCGGGCCAUCUGGGCUCUGAAAGCAAAUUAGUUUUCCAACUCAUGUCUGGCUCCAGCGUUAUCCAGACGCCUGGAAGGUCCUUCCUGCAGUCUGAUCACCAUUUUUCCUGCUGCACUGACCGAUCAGCUCCCCUUGGUCUUCAACCUCGGGAAUGAUGGAUUAGGGGAGUCUAGAAAUGGACGAAGCCCUAGGUGAGGGUUUGAAUCCUCUUUUCCCAAGAUUCAGGCUGGGGAUGGAGCCUGAGUCUGGGCCGAUUCUUGGCUUUAUCUAAACUCCAGAUUACCAAGCCUGGGGCUGAGCUCCAAGGAGGCUCAGAAGGGCCAGACCCCAGGCAGGGCCUUGGGGCACAGAUAUCAUCACCUUCCUCUCUGGAAUGUUUGGGACCGAACCUCUGUGUUAACCCUGAACUUCCCUACUAACCCCUCAGAAACGCAGCUGAAGACGAGCAGAGGACGCUUCUCGGCUACAGAAUCCCUCCCCACCUUGGAGUUGCCAGUUUCCUGGAGUGGAUCCUGAGGUGUCUUAUCAGCCUCUACACCCCAAUCCAGCUAACAGCUCUUAUCUCAGGUGGACAUGGCCUGCAGGGUCCACAUGCGACCCAUUGGCCUGACCUGGGUCCUACAACUGACCCUGGCAUGGAUCCUGUUAGAAGCCUGUGGAGGGAGCCACCCACUCCAAGCCAGGUCCCAGCGACACCAUGGGCUGGCAGCUGAUCUGGGCAAAGGCAAGCUGCACUUGGCAGGGGAUCCCCAGCCCUCAGUUCCCAAACCUUAUCUGAGGAUCCAAGACCUUGGCUCACAGGGUUCCCCUUUGCCAGGAACUUGUUGUCCCUCAGAGAUGGACGCAACAGAGAUAUCGGGCCCUGGGAACCAUCCAGAACGCUGUGGAGUGCCGAGCCCUGAGUGUGAAUCCUUCCUGGAACACCUCCAACGUGCCCUUCGCAGUCGCUUUCGCCUGCGGCUAUUGGGGGUACGCCACGCACAGCCGCUCUGUGAGGAGCUCUGCCAGGCCUGGUUCGCCAACUGCGAAGAUGAUAUCACUUGUGGCCCGACUUGGCUCCCACUCUCAGAAAAAAGGGGCUGUGAGCCUAGCUGCCUUACCUAUGGACAGUUUUUUCUAGACCUUCGCAGACGGGACGGACCUUUGUCGCUCGGCUCUGGGCCACGCCCUACCGGUGGCCGCUCCUGGAGCCCGUCACUGCUUCAAUAUCUCCAUCUCCGCACUACCUCGUCCCAGACCAGGACGGCGGGCCCGGGAAGCUCCCUCCUGGCGUACCCGCCGCCCUCGCACCUCCAUCCUGGACGCUGCGGGCAGCGGGAGUGGCAGUGGAAGCGGCAGCGGCCCCUAGCGGACGCGUGGCCCCGAGUUGGGGGAGGGUCCCUUCCCCCAGCCCUGCCCCUCAGAACACCCAGAACCCCACCCCUCGCCCUCUCGGGCUUCUAUAAUAGUUUUGAGAUGUCUGUCCCUCCUCCCUGGAACUCCAGAGACUCACCCCUCUCCAGGUUAUCCCAGAAAUGACCCAACUCUCUCUCUCACUUUUCCCUCUCCCCUUUGAAUAAAGUCGCCAGCUAGAGCAUGUGA